AUGACUCCAACAGCAACUGGUAAUACUCAGUCGUCAGCAAGUAUGCAGACUAAUACACAAACAUCAAGUUCAAAGCCUACAAUCGAAACUACGACGAUCUUAGACGAGACUUCAACAACAACUUUCACUACAACAACGAUCACCACAACACAACCUCCUAUUCCAAUAUUUUCUUGUGAUUUUUCUGAUAAUUCAUGUUUUCAAGAUAAUCAAGUAAUCAUUACAAAUGGAGCUUCAUUCACUUCUUCCGAUCUUUCAAAACCACCUCGAGCUCCUCUUUCAGAUGCUGCUUCAAUUAAUGAACCAACAGGCAAUAAUCAGAAAUGUAACUUACCCUACCAAUUAUCUAUUGAUAAUAAUACAAAUACAUCAAAUUGGGAUAUGUGGUUUUGUUACAACAAUACAUGUCCAACAAACGAUGAAGACAUCUCCAAUUGCACUUCAGGUAAUUAUGGUUUGAUUUCUAUUGAACCUUGGGAAACAAAUAAAACAAUCAGUACUGUAAUUAAUGAAAAUAUGAUAACACGUGAUUUAGUUGGAGGAGAACAAUGUCUUUUGUAUUAUUAUUAUAUUACUCUUGAUGAUGGUAUUGAUUAUGGUCAACAACUAUUAGUAUCAAUCAAGCCUGAUAAUAUAAGUGACAGUGUAACAGAAAUCGAUCAAUUAUCAAUUGUUGAUAUGAAAGAAAACCGAUGGCAUCAACGAAAUGUAACAUUUAAUUCGACAUCUACGAGUUAUACAUUGAUAUUUUCGUUUGAAGUGAGAGAUGGUAAUCGAACAGAAAAUGAAGCAAAUAAUAAAACAAUCUAUUUUGCAUUGGAUGAUAUUGAUAUAUAUAAUCGAAAUUGUGAUGAUUUGAUCGAACCAUCGAUCACUUCGACUAUCAUAACAACUAGCGAAACUUCAACAAUAACACCCACACUUACAACAAUUGGUGCUACUAAUCCUCCAACUACACCACCUAGUGAUCUGGGCCUAAUUCUUGGUCUUUCACUUGGAAUUGGUAUUCCAGCUGUGUUGAUCGUAACCAUUGUAGUUAUACUUUUUAUGAAAAAAAAAAAACGUGGCCAUUUAAAUAUAGAUGGUGAAGAUGAAAAUGGUAUUAGAUUGAAACGGAAAGAUGGUCGAGCCGAUAGUGAUAAUUUAACAAGAUAUAUUUACUAA
Adineta steineri is the source of this 1164-nucleotide messenger RNA. NCBI's taxonomy places the organism in Eukaryota, Metazoa, Rotifera, Eurotatoria, Adinetida, Adinetidae. The record is from the annotation of a GenBank genome assembly.